AUGAAGAUACAAACAGUGGCGGGGAGGGCGGUAGUGUGCGAGGAGCCGCCGCGGUCCACGGCGUAUUACUACGCGGACCUCGAGCGGCUGAAACGCAGCGAGCCUGCGCCCGCUCAGUCCCCGCCGACUGCGCUCAGCGAGUAUGUCGCAGCGUGCGACGUAGCCGACGAUGGCGCCGUACGAGAAGUACCACCACUCCGCGAUAGAGGGCGCCAGCGGAGUCUGCCUGAAUACUCCCGCAAAGAGGACACGUAUUCCACAGCGGGCACGUUUCCUAUGCCCGAGCCGAAGGAGAAAGAACCAUUACUGGCGGAGCUGGAAGUUGUGGGGAGGUUGCCGCUGUCGCAACUAGAUGGCGCUAGUGGCGUGCGUCGCAGUCGCAGUUGGUACCUGUGCUGCCCCAACGUGCCGACGAGGAGAUCUCCCGCGAGUCCUCUGGCGAUACUCCAGUCUGCGACCUGUGACAGCGCCCCCUGUGCCCAACAACUCUGCGCCGCACACGCUUACUAUGACGGUGGCGGGUCAGAGCUCGGGCGCGAAGACGUGGCAUCACUGCGCGCGGAGCGGGACGCGCUAGCUCGAGCACUAGCAGCCGAGCGACAACGCGCGGCGACAGCGGCGCGGGCACACGACGCGCGCCUCGCGGAGUUACACGGCGUCAUUGCAGAGCUCGUGCGACGCCGCGCGCAUGACAAACAUGCGCGGGCGAUACCGGAGGAGGAUGUGUCAGACGAGUGCGAGUCGACGACGCAGCCGGCCGGCGAGCUCGACAACGACGCUGACCACUCGCGCACCGACCAGAACGACACAUCAUCAGCUCUAAGUCCUGAGCUACCAACCCCUCAGGAGUCUAAAGUAGAGAACACAAUACCAGCCACCUUUGAAGACCUCCCGACCGAUACAGAGACCAGCGCGCACGAUAUCAAGGCGGACUGUCCACGCGUGGAAGUGACGACCCCCUCUCUGGCGGAGCAGUGCGACACUAGCCUCAACCUCUCCGAGAGGGACUCCGACCUCUGUCUCAGCACUGCACGUUGUUGCGACAACGUGGUUGGUUCGGACACGUUAGGGGGCGGGGCUAGCGGCGCGGGGGGCGGGGCCAGCGAGGAGGCGGGGGGCAGCUGCGAGAGGGAGAGGGGAUCACCUGACUCGCCUACACUCUACACUCCUUGUACUGGUCGGUGCGAGUCCCGGCAGGCCAAGAUGGCGUCCCGCGUGAAGCUCCGUAAGACGGAGGAGUCGGACUCCAGCAGUCCGCAACAUGACGAUUGGUGGAGUGCAGACAAGCUGUCAGUAGAUGUAUGCGCACACGCAGAGCUCAGGGAAGCAUUGCUCGCUGCGCAGGACCAGGAGGGCGGGUGCGUGUGGGCGGCGCGGUGCGCGCGGCUGCGGGCCGAGCGGCGCGUACUGCACUGCGCACUGGCGCGCGCCGCCGACACCGCGCACAGACUAUACUGCGCGUGCGCAGUAUCGGAGUCGACGUCAGUGUCGCUGUGUUGCGCGCUGCGUGCCGCCGACCGAGCGCUCGAGACAUACGACGUGUUACUGGCACUGGCAGAGACCGCGCCAGACACACACUCGCACCAGCGCGCAGCUACAGAACAAGUAGCGCUCCAACUCCUGGCUCGCCUGGAGUCUGAUGGAGGCACCCUGGGCCAGCCCCUCCUGUCGCCGGGCCCCUGGCUGCAGGCGCUGCAGGGCCCCGCCCCCGCGGCCCGCUGGGGGCCCCAGCUGGAGACCAAACUCAGGGCACAUGCUGCCAGGCUCAAGGCGGACACGGUGUCACUCCGCGACACGGCGCCGGCGCCCAAGCUGUUCUCGUACCACGACGUGGACGAGGCCGAGCUGCUGGCGGCCGGGCGCGGCUGCAGCGCCGCCGAGAUGGAGGACGCCGUCGCGCUGCACGACGCGCUCCACCGCACCGACACCAGCGGACGCAAGAGUACUUCCUCCCGCCGCAGUCGGAGGCCUCGUCCCCGACACUGGCUAGACACGCAGGCCUCCGAGACCGACCUCUGA
Messenger RNA from Spodoptera littoralis (African cotton leafworm), 2019 nucleotides. The record is from the annotation of a GenBank genome assembly. Lineage: Eukaryota; Metazoa; Arthropoda; Insecta; Lepidoptera; Noctuidae.